AGCAACUACUGUUGAGUGAAUUUGAUCAGCUUCACUACAUUCCCCGGGCCAGCACCCUCUCUGAGGAUUACUUAAGGUGUGAAGAUCAAACCAGACAUUAACGUGCGUGUAAAGUGAAGUAGAGUGUGGGACAACCACCAGCGCUGCUCCCCACGGACUUAUCUCCCCAACAGGGCGGGGGUUGGGUGUGUGUAUCUUUUUUAAGUGGUUACCAAUCAUUCACACACGCGCGCGCGCCCGCGCGCAUCCUUCUCAGCAGCAUCCUCAGAGUUUUAUAGGCAUUUCCAGUGUGAGCGAGCAACAGGUUGAGCAGCAGUGUGAAUGCGAGUAAAGCCUAACAUGCCGAGCAAAAGCCAGUUUCUGCGCCCCCGGCUCUGUACGCUGGAGAAAGGGGACAACGGCUACGGAUUCCACCUCCACGGGGAGAAGGGCAAGACGGGCCAGUUCAUUCGGUUAGUGGAGCCCGACAGCCCGGCUGAGUCCUCGGGGCUCCGCGCCGGGGACCGGCUGGUGUUCGUGAACGGGGAGGACGUGGAGAGCGAGAGCCACCAGCAGGUCGUGUCCCGGAUACGAGCCACCGUAGGCUCGCUGGAGCUCAUAGUGGUGGACCAGGACACGGAGCAGCUGCUAAAGAAACACAACUUGAAGUGCCUGAAGGAGUUCGUCUCCGAGGGUCUCCCGUUACCCUUUAAUGACGAGGAGGAGGCAGAGGAGGAGGCAGAGAAGAUGGUAGUGGUGGAGCACGAGCAGGUGGACGGGACAGAAAACGGGGAUGUAAAGCGGGAGGAGGUGGAGGAUGAAGCGGAGGUGGUGGCGGAGGAGCAGGAAGAGACACCGAGGGAGUCCACGCCGGUGCCGGAGAGUAACGGAGAAAUCCACGGACAUGUCGAGAAGAAGCUGAGCAUCAGCUCAGAGAAGGAGGUGUGCACUGAACUGCGGCCACGUCUCUGCGUGAUCCAGCGAGGCUCUAACGGAUAUGGCUUCAACCUGCACAGCGAGCGUGCGCGGCCAGGCCAGUACAUCAGAGCUGUGGAUGAAGACUCUCCAGCUGAGAGGGCAGGCCUGCAACCCAAGGACAGGAUAGUACAGGUAAACAAUGUCCCAGUGGAGGGAAAGACACAUUCAGAGGUGGUUGCUGUCAUUAAAGCCGGCGGUGGUGAGACCCGGCUGCUGGUGGUGGACCCCGACACAGACGCCUUCUUCAAGAGGUGCAGGGUGACCCCCACCUCUGAGCACCUAACUGGUCCACUGCCAGAGCCUGUCGUUAAUGGAGAAAUGGAAGAGAAGGUGAAUGGCAGAGUGGCCAGAGAGACAGAGAGAGACUCAAAGCUGUCAGUCAGUCCUUCGCCAUCCAACGCAUCAUCAAACACCUCACUCACAACCCCAACCGCAAACACUCCACCUGAGGGUAUGAUCACCGAUGCCAUCCCAGCUCUCAAUCUCAGCCUGCAGCAGGUCAAAGAGCUGGCACACCAGAAACGCUGCAACAAAAGAGCUCCACCCAUGGACUGGACCAAGAAAAAUGAACUUUUCAGCAAUCUAUAGGACAACUCACCUCACCUAAAACACACACACACACACACACACACACACAAAGAGGUGUUUUGUUUUUAUUGUUUUUUUUUUUUUUCAAAUUAUUAUUAUUAUUACACCAGAGGCCUGUUCCAGAAAGCGAGGUAAGUUACCAUGAAGUGAACCUCCAACCUGGCAGGUUCACAUAAUAAAACCCUGAGUUUCUACCUGCCUCCUCCCACCUGAAGCACACUGUUGGACCAGGGUUGUCAGUACCAACACGAUUCCAGAGAUUUCAAAGAUGAAUUAAUACAUAACGAUUUAUGCAGAGAGAGGAGAUUUUUCACAACUCUAAACUCUAAACUCAUUUUCCCAGUGAUGUGUGAUGGGUAGAAAUCUCUGUUUCAUUAGUCUAUUUAGAUAGACAGAUACCUUUUCAUAUAUGCUUCAAUAAGAACGUCUCGCGCCCAUUGGGUAAUAUAACUAACUUUUAGUCCAUGGUGAAUCCAGGAUGCUGGCUUUUUAUUGUGGUUCCUGACUCUGGGUAAAGAUACUCAGAGUUGAACCUGAAAACUCAGAGUUUCUUAGCUUAGAUUAAGUUAACCCAGACUUUCGUUUUAGACUCUGUGUUAGUUGAACCUCCUUUCUGGAAUAGGCCCCAGAUGAAGUUAAAGCUGUUGUAUAAAAUAUAGUAUUAUUCCUGUUAUUAACCCAUAUGAUAUUAUAUUCCAUCAUAUAUAAUAUUCUACUAACCACAAAGAUGCAAAUGCCAAUGAAAGAGAAGUUGAUUAUACUGAAAUUGUGCAUAUUCAUUUGUUAAAGUGGCCAUUGUUUUAUUUUUACUGUGUGUGUUUGUGUGACCCUGGGUGUUGCCUGUGGAAACAUGAAGGUGUCAGCAGAACUUUGACCCACAAACAUGUAAAAUACUCAAGUUGUUUUCUGUCAGAUAAACCACACAAACAAUAGCCUGACAAUCAGUCCUUUUACCCCUUAUUUACAGAUUUUUGGGAUCAGACAUUUGACAGAAGACUGAGUUGAAUUCACUAAAAUGUCUUUUUGUUUUCCAUUACAUUCUUUCAUUAACCUUAAUUAUCAUAUUUUCAAAUAUAUAGUCCAAAAGAGACAUUAUAACAAAAAAUUGUUAUGUUUUCUUAAAAUAUUUUCUCACAUAAAUCUAUUUUGGGCAGUAAUCACUGGCUUUAAACUGGAAAUACUCUAUUUUAAAGUGCAUUCUUGUAUACUAUUUGUAUAUAUAAAUCAUGUAUCAUGUUCAUUUUUAAACUUUUGACUCAAAUUCCACUGAUGCCAUUCAUGUGAACGAUAUUGUGUCAUGAUUAACUUACUUUGCUCCUGUUAGCCAUCAUUGUGACUUGCUGCUCAGUUCAGUCAGUUUUAAUAAAUUCAAUUUUUUAUUGCUCCAAUAGAAAAGAAGAUAUGUGAGAUUUUUGCAUUUCUAUUGAUGUCUUACAAACAGUAAUUAUGUAUUGUUUAAAUUCAUCACAUGGAAUAGAUUUUUUUUUACAUUAAAGUAGUAUUGAGAAAAGAAAAGUGAUUUUAAAACCGAGUGUGAUUUGAAGUUUUUGUUUGUGUAAGCAAUGAGCUAUUUUAAUUCUGUAAUGCAUCAGUCAGCACAACAUUAUCUUUUCAUCUCAAAUGAAUAAAAUAUUUUCCAAUGUU
Messenger RNA from Melanotaenia boesemani (Boeseman's rainbowfish), 3189 nucleotides. It is a transcript of the gene nherf1b, whose product is annotated as SLC9A3 regulator 1b. Lineage: Eukaryota; Metazoa; Chordata; Actinopteri; Atheriniformes; Melanotaeniidae. Gene Ontology annotation, biological process: protein localization to plasma membrane. The transcript is spliced from 6 exons. Bases 322 to 1545 code for a protein of 407 amino acids. Gene Ontology annotation, molecular function: protein-membrane adaptor activity; signaling receptor binding. Gene Ontology annotation, cellular component: apical plasma membrane. The record is from RefSeq and is a predicted model, not a curated record.